Didymosphaeria variabile is the source of this 2034-nucleotide messenger RNA. RefSeq lists its product as uncharacterized. Gene Ontology annotation, biological process: carbohydrate metabolic process. The record is from RefSeq and is a predicted model, not a curated record. The transcript has 2 exons. Bases 1 to 2034 code for a protein of 677 amino acids. NCBI's taxonomy places the organism in Eukaryota, Fungi, Ascomycota, Dothideomycetes, Pleosporales, Didymosphaeriaceae.
AUGCGAAAACCGGACAAGACAGUCGACAUUGGACAAGAUGGAGUCUCACUCUCCCUUGAUACCUAUGGCAGAAUCCUGCAAGCUAGCACCUUCCACCCCGAGCAUGGUAUAAUUGUUGCGAAUCCUUUCGAGCAGUUUGAUGGAACCAAAUUCUACGAUCCAACCUAUGUCCGCAACUAUCGAAAGCGUAUGCUACACUGGAUCCAGGAGAGCAGGCCUGGACUAGGAAUCAGCUUCCGAUCCGACGUAUCCAAGGCUGCUAUCAACAUACCGAAAGCGAACGCCGCUACCUUCGACUUCGCCUUAGAGGAGGACGUAAAGGUUUCGAUCCAAGUGCACGUAGUCAAGGGUGGUGACAUCUUGCAAUGGGUCACUAUCAAGAACAACAAGGCUACUGCAACCACACUAGAUUGCGAUGUGAACCUAUGCGUGAGCCUCAAUCGCGCAUCAUAUGGCCAGCUCACCGAAGGCGGACCGAUCCCUCUUCCCAAAUCUCGGAAUAUCUUUUCUCUCACGAAUCAGGGCUCUGUCAACGUAAUCAACCCAGAGCUCGGUGCUCAGUUGUACGGCGAAGUGGGCCGCACAAUGGAACUAGAUAGAACUCUGAUCGACUUCGAGUGGCCCUCGAGUGAUCAAGAAGUCCGGAAUGCUCCGCUCGAUUUGAACAUCCCGUAUCAUCUAGGACUCAAGCCACACAGUUCAAUUACCCUCAAGAAUAGGUUUCGCUUCAGAGCAAAUGCAGAAUCCUACCAACUUAUAUCUCACAAUGUUGAUGGAAAGGAGAAGGAAAGCGAAGAACGAGCAAAUCUCAACAACCUUACAUGGUUAAAGCAAUCCGCUUUAACGACCUACAUCCUCCGUCGGAACGUCGACUAUAUCCUAGCCAACUGCACCGUGCCCGUGGUUUCUGCUUCUAGGGAAACUUCCGUAUGUAUCAUGACCGACCACGUCGCCCUCCCAUUAGGAUGGAAUAGAGACAACUACUGGCAACUCCGUCUUCUUUACGAAUCCUACAAGCACUCUUCUCUUCUCCUACGUGAUGAUGGACUACGAUGGGAUUACAUUUCAAAAAUCCAUGACAUCGCGAAGGGCCAUCUAGAGUGGGUGUUCAGGGUGGCGCAACGACCCCAUGGGUACUGGCACCGCUCUUACAUUGUAACGGGGAAGCCUAAAGAUGGGCCGGUGUUCCAACUGGAUCAGCAAUGCUACCCACUUCUGGAAUUGUGCGACUAUCUCGACUACUUUCCCGCUGACAUGGUUUUUGUACGGAAGAUCUUGGAGCUGGGUGUUGUGAACAAGAUCCUAGACUUACUGCAGUCAAAGCGCGAUAUUGAAACAGGAUUAUGGCCCACCGAUGAAACACCCGGCGACGAUGCAGUGCUAUACCCGUACCACUUCUCAAGCCACGUCCUGCUUUGGCGCACGCUGACAAGCUUGCGAGACCUCUAUGAUCGUUUGUACUCGCCUUCCCAAGUCUCGAGCUCCGCUGUGAACGAACUAGCAACCUCACUACGAACAAGCACACUCCGCAAUUUUACAGUCACACACCCUGAGCUAGGUAUGGAUAUGUUCGCGUAUCUAACAGACGGACAAGGAAAUCACACCUUCUACCACGACGCAAAUGAUAUCCCGACCCUCUUCGCCCAGCCCUGGUCUUUCGUCACCACACCCUCAGAGAUCCGAACAUGGCACAACACCAUGGCCUUCGGGCUCUCACCCGCAAACAAACAGGGAUACUGUAACAUCCCACCAUACCCCGGCCUGGGCAGCGUCCAUUCCCCAGGGGCGUGGGUGCUAGGGUAUUUCCAGGAGCUGGCGUAUGCGGCAAUGAGGAAGGAUGAAGGGGAUAUGAGGAGGGCGUGGGGAAAGACUAAGAAUGCGAUGCAGUGGGAUGGGACGUUUAGUGAGGCUGUGGAUCCGAUGACGGGGAAGUGCAGUAGUAAGGCGUGGUUUAGCUGGCCAGGAAGUAUGAUCGGGGCGUUGAUUGUACAGUUGCGGUCCGAGGAUUUGGAGAGAGUGCUACUCGAGGAUUAA